Molecule: messenger RNA, 381 nt
Organism: Colletotrichum tamarilloi
Lineage: Eukaryota; Fungi; Ascomycota; Sordariomycetes; Glomerellales; Glomerellaceae
Exons: 1
Coding region: 1-381 (126 amino acids)
Source: RefSeq, a predicted model, not a curated record
AUGGCCACUGAAACGACUGCAGUUUUGCCGAUGACCAACGAUGAAGAAUGUGAUGAGCGGGGGAUAAGGAAGCGUUCCGAGGGCGCAGAAAGUUCCGCAAAAAGGGCUAUCGUGCAUCUGCGUGGUGGCGCUGUCACUCAAGUCCCCAGCGGCAUGUUCCGUCAACUGGCAGCUGAUGGUGGAAGUAGUAACGUUGGGCAACUCGCUGUCUUCAACCGCGGACAGCGUGAGCGCAUUCCAAUGCAAUACCAGCUGCUAUCCGCCUUGAAGCGGCGGCCGCUGCAGGAGCAUCCGCGUCUCGCCGGCGGACGACCAACUGGCUGGAGGACAGUCCAUGCUCCGGGGAAGCUCAUCCGGCGGCGCGAGGGAAUUACAGGAUAG